Molecule: messenger RNA, 2133 nt
Organism: Medioppia subpectinata
Lineage: Eukaryota; Metazoa; Arthropoda; Arachnida; Sarcoptiformes; Oppiidae
Source: the annotation of a GenBank genome assembly
AUGAAAGGAGUGCCUAAGUUUUGUGCCGUUUGCGGUCACAAAGCCCUGGGCAAAAAUUUCGGAGCCCUAUCGUGUGAGCCCUGUAAGGCCUUCUUCAGACGUAACGCAUUGAAAGACAAUGAUUUCAUCGUAAAUGAAGAGGAAAAGGAUUGGCGACGAGUGAAGAACUUUAGGGCUAAUCCCAAGACUACUGACAUAACAGAUAAUUUAUCAUCGGAUCAGUCGUGCGAACCGUCGGACCCGUCGCCGGACAUCAAUGAUUGUCUCUACGAUUUGCUCGACGACAACAGCUUCAGUGUCGAUGAGCUUAACAAACAGAUUAUGGACAUCGAGAGCGGUUUCAUCAGUUCUUCACAGAUGGAAAUAAUCGCCAAAACCAAUGAUAACACAGAAAUUAGUGAUGAAGUGAUGCAAAGGGCCGUCGAGUUUGAAUUGGCAGUCAUACCGAUCGCCCGACCGGUGGCCGAGUAUCACAACCCGUUCAACGAAACCGAGUCCCACCUAUUGAGCGAACUAAUGAACUCGGUCAAACUAAUCGGCCAGCCAAUGAGCAAGGUCACUAUGGAGAUUACCAACUUCGAUGAGUAUAAUCGCACCGUUAGCUACAAGUUUGACCGCGGGGUCCGUAAUAUGGCCAGAGCUGCCAAAGGGUUGCGUGGGUUUAGGGCUCUACACCUCGACGAUCAGAUCAAUCUACUUAAGUAUGGCUGCAUUGAAGCCCUAUUGAUGCGGACAAUUAAACAUGUUGAUUAUGGCAGACAGUUGGUGAUAUUGCCCUGGGAUGGUGAGAAUUCUCUAACCUAUGGGAUUCCGACCCCACGGCAACAACACGUAUACAUGUAUUUACUUCAACGCUAUUUAAUACUGAAAUAUCAAUCAGAAUGUGAGGCGAAGACCCGAUUCUUGAGACUCAUGAAUGUCUUAUCGGACAUAAACCUCAUGAGAGAGAUCCAGAGGAGACACGCCAUGCAUUUGUAUCAAUUAUCACUCGUCACACCUCUUCUCCAAGAAGUGUUUGACAUAUUGCCCACUCCUAUGGAACCGAUGGGCAAAAACUUCGGCGCCCUAUCGUGUGAGCCCUGCAAAGCAUUCUUCAGGAGAAACUCGUUUAAAGAAUGGGUGGCCAAUGAAGAGGAACGGGAGCUCAAGAGACUUAUAAAAUUGACAAUAAGUGGCAUAAAUAAUACUAACGAUGGAAACCAAGUGUUAAAAUCAGCAAUAAAUUUAUCACAAGAUAUAUGGGAUGAAAAUGACAGCACAAACACUACGACUAUUGACACAGACUUCAUGAGUGAAAUACUGGAUGACAACAAUUUCAGUGUCGAUGCACUCAAUGAACAGAUUAUGGACAUUGAGACCAGUUUUUGCGCAAAUGAUUGCAUUGAUAGUCAAGUGAUAAACAGAUCUGAUUAUCAGACAAACCAUAUCUCAACAGAUAAUCACCAAAACAGUGAAAAUUAUACCCAAAACUCAUUAACACAUUAUUCACCUGAAAGAGUCGACGAGAAAGUAGUGUCGGAUUAUGAGAUGCCUGUCAUACCCAUCGGCCGACCCAUCGAUGGCCACAAAAGUGAUUUCAACGAGAUUGAAAUGCGCAUGGUGACCGAGGUGAUCCAAUCGGCCACGAAUAUGGGUGGCCCGUACGCCAAACUGGUCUUCGAGAUCGACGACAAUCAUAGCUUUCAAACUGUUUUUUCGGCAAAGUUUGACAAAUGUGUGCGAAAUGUGACCAAAGCUACGAAAGGGUUGACCGCAUUCAACACCAUCUGCGAAGACGACCGCAUCUUACUAUUGAAGUACAGCUGCAUUGAAGUGAUAUUCUUGCGGUCCAUUCUCUACUUCAACGGCAAUAUUGAUUAUCUCAAACUUCCGAUGGAUAUGGAACGCUCAUUCAUUAUAACCAUGAAACUCCAACAACACAUUUACAUGUAUUUACUUCAACGCUAUUUAUUACUGAAAUAUCAGUCAGAAUCGGUGGCAAAGACCCGAUUCUCGCAAUUCAUGAACAUUUUGACGGAACUAAACGUCUUGAGAGACAUCCAGAGGACGCAUACUUUGGAUCAAUCACUGAAUGUUACACCACUUCUCCUAGAAGUGCUCGAUUUAAAGCCAAAUCAAAUUUUCUAUAAAUAA